Molecule: messenger RNA, 2031 nt
Organism: Cuscuta epithymum
Lineage: Eukaryota; Viridiplantae; Streptophyta; Magnoliopsida; Solanales; Convolvulaceae
Source: the annotation of a GenBank genome assembly
UUAGUUUUGGGCUACGGCUGAGAGCACCAGUACUUGCAGGCCGCAGACCUGUUCCUCGUUGCCGACUUAUCCCUGUAAUCUUUCUGAUCCUCUUUCCCCAUUCUAUCUAUAUUUCCUUCGAGUAUGUCCUGGAAGUGUCUCUCCCAACUGCCCCAGCGUCGUUCCCAUUUCUUCUGUUCUGAUUUGAAGAACUCAAGGCUUCCCUCCAUCGUCAACGACUGAGCUUUCAAUGCUCUCAACAACGAAGCUUAUAGAGGUACCGAGUCUGUGUUAUGAUUUAGGAUUUAGAUGAUAUCAUAUAUCAAAGUUAAAUUCUCAGCAAAAUUAAAUUCUCUGCAUAUAAAUAAUGAUUUGAGUGGGUGAUAACCGCAUUGAAGAACUGCCAUGUUAAGGACGUGCAGUAACUAAUCCACUAUUGCACUUCGAAUGACAUUAAGGAACUGCCACGUGAUUGCUUUAGUGAACUGCCAAUUUGUAUUUUGAUUAUCUGUUGACACGUGUAAUACUUUAAUGGUCAGAUUUGUACAUUUGGUUCUCACGACUAAGCUUUUAUAUAUAUAAAGAUUUGCUCACAGAACUGCUUUCUGGAAGCCACCUGGAACAAAGGGCUUAUACGAAAUCAUGGCUGAUUCAUCGAUGUGCAAGUCAUCGUCAUCGUUGACAUCCACGAAAUCAUGGCUUAUUCACGCCCUGGCCGCUGGAGCCAUUGUUGCCGUAGCUUUCGGCGCUCACAGAUUCCUUUCCAGAUCCUACAAGUUUCGUAGCCGGGUUGUAGGAAUCAUACCAGCUCGUUUCGGCUCCACUAGGUUCCCAGGAAAACCACUCAUAAAUAUCCUCGGCAAGCCCAUGAUCCAGAGAACAUGGGAAAGGGCAAAAUUAGCUAGGACAUUGGAUCAUGUUGUUGUGGCAACGGAUGAUGAUAAGAUUGCUGAAUGUUGUAAGGGAUUUGGUGCUGAAGUUAUUAUGACAUCUGAAUCAUGUAGAAAUGGAACUGAGCGUUGUAAUGAAGCUCUUCAAAAGCUUCAAAAGAAGUAUGACAUUGUUGUUAAUAUUCAAGGAGAUGAACCACUUAUUGAACCUGAAAUUAUUGAUGGCGUUGUUGAAGCCCUUCAGGCUGCACCAGAUGCAGUUUUUAGCACAGCUGUGACAUCUUUGAAACCAGAAGAUGCAUUUGAUUCAAACCGUGUGAAAUGUGUAGUUGAUGGUCGUGGUUAUGCAAUCUACUUUUCUAGGGGACUUAUCCCUUUCAACAAGUCCGGCAAGGUCAAUCCCCAAUUCCCUUAUUUGCUCCACCUUGGGAUUCAGAGCUAUGAUACAAAGUUCCUCAGAAUAUAUCCAGAACUUCAACCAACUCCGCUGCAACUAGAAGAAGACCUUGAACAAUUAAAGAUCCUUGAGAAUGGAUACAAAAUGAAGGUGAUUAGAGUUGAUCAUGAGGCGCAUGGCGUUGAUGCCCCAGAAGACGUUGAUAAGAUAGUGCAGUUCAUGCGUAAACAAAACCUGUCCUAGAAGCAAUUUAAACUCUAACACCCAUCGGAGCAAAGUGGAGAACACAUAUUCGUGUGAACCAUUGAUCUCUUCUCUCUCUCUCUCUCAUCUUUUAUUUUCUUUAUUUUUCUAUGCUCUUAUGUUAUUUUUAUCUUUCUGUUCGUUUUUCUAUCUUAUUUUCUUAUACUACAUAUUAUUUUUAUCUUAUAUUAAUUUUUAUCUUAUUUAUGAACACUAUAGUAGUGUUCAUAAACAAAUGAGAAUAUAUGUUAUAUAUUAUAUAUAAGUCAGAUGGGAUCAACACUUUAAUUAAAAAUAAAAAUUAUAAAGAAGAUUAUAUAUGUGUCAUUUGUGGAAAAAGGACAUAACAUAUGGGUGAGGUCGUGUGGUAUGGCCUUUGGUUGCAUAAUCUUUUAUUUUGUUUAAUUGCUUAAUAAGAACCAUAAAUACAUAGUAGUUAGUAAUCAUGGUUGUAUUUCUUUUUGUUGAAUGGUUUUGAAUGUAAUGAAAAUGAUUGAUUCUGUUUGCAAUAUUCAAGUAUGG